AAUUGCAAUAGGGAAUUCAGAAACUGAUAAAAAAUUUCCAGCCGAAACGAAUUUGGUUUUGUCAACCUGUUAGAUACUGAUAGAACUUCGAUUUUAUAAAGUGGAAUUUUUAAAUAUAUUGUUAAAGUUUGCACCAUCUACCUGGCUUACGAGUUGGCAAUUGAAUUUUACUUUUUCCCCUACUCUAUUUUAUAAUUGCAUAAUCAGUAUCUGAUCCUUCCUUAUCUGGAGAUUAUUAAAGUUGUUCCAUACAGUUUGCCGGUUUUCUAGUGUAUCAUUCCUAUUGGAAUGUGGUGAUAAAAGUAUUACUACUUUAAAGUGUUAUUGAAUCCCGUAUCGGGAGUUGCUUUGUCUAUACCCAGUUUUAUACAGUAUUGUCAUUUUACCAAGAUGCUGAGUUUUAGAUCAAUUCCAAAAACCUUCAACACACUAAAAACAUGUCAGGAGGCAAAUAUGGCCCUAAAACUGUUGCCUGUAGCAUCAAACAGCCUCCAGACCAGGAAUGCCCACAAGAUUCCGGAAAAACUGAAAGAUAUGCCAACAAAUGCAAAUCCGAGGUUCUUCGACAUGGUGGAAUAUUUCUUCCACAGGGCUUGUAUGUUAGUUGAAGAUAAACUUGUUGAAGAUCUGGGUAAAGUUAGGGGAUCUAAGUUGACUUUGGAACAGAGGAGAGCUAAAGUAGAAGGUAUCUUGACAUUGAUGGAAAAGUGCGAUCAUGUCUUGGAGGUUGCUUUUCCCCUUCGCAGAGAUAAUGGGAGGUACGAGAUGAUUACUGGUUACAGGGCCCAACACAGUGGUCACAGGACUCCUUGCAAAGGAGGUAUGCGUUUCUCCAAUGACGUUACUCGCGAUGAGGUUAAGGCCCUGGCGGCCCUGAUGACCUUCAAGUGCGCGUGCGUAGAUGUUCCUUUCGGUGGAGCGAAGGCAGGAGUCAAGAUCAACCCUAAGGAGUACUCCGAACACGAACUGGAGAAAAUCACCAGGAGAUUCACCUUGGAAUUAGUCAAGAAAGGUUUCAUGGGUCCAAGUAUAGACGUCCCAGCUCCCGACAUGGGCACAGGCGAGAGGGAGAUGUCCUGGGUGGCGGACACCUACUCCAAGACCAUCGGUUACCAAGACAUCAAUAGCCACGCCUGCGUCACCGGCAAACCAAUCAAUCAGGGCGGUAUCCACGGCCGUACCUCGGCAACGGGGCGUGGCGUGUACCACGGCAUCGACAAUUUCAUCCACGACCACUCUUUGAUGGAGGCCUGCGGUUUGAAACCAGGCUGGGCCGGAAAGACCUUCAUCGUUCAGGGUUUCGGUAACGUGGGACUUCAUUCCACCAGGUACUUGCACAGGGUGGGCGCCAGGUGCAUCGGUGUGCUGGAGUACGAUGGGUCCAUUUACAAUCCAGAGGGUAUCGACCCUAAGGAACUUGAAGAGUACCGCAACAAGAAUGGUACCAUAAACGGUUUCCCUGGUGCCAAGCCUUACGAGAAGAAAGAAGAUCUGCUUUAUGAAAAGUGCGAUAUACUUGUCCCCGCCGCUGGAGAACAGGCCAUUCACAAGGGCAACGCCCACAAAAUCCAAGCUAGGAUCAUCGGUGAAGGUGCUAAUGGGCCAACAACUCCAGCAGCCGACAAAAUCCUGAUCGAAAAGAAUGUCCUGGUAAUUCCCGAUCUUUACAUAAACGCUGGUGGUGUUACUGUAUCCUUCUUCGAGUGGUUGAAGAACAUCAACCAUGUCUCUUACGGUAGAUUGACAUUCAAAUACGAAAAGGACUCCAACUACCAUCUUUUACAAUCUGUCCAAGAGUCUUUGGAAAGGAAGUUCGGUAAAUCAGGAGGAAGGAUUCCAAUAACACCUUCGGAGAGUUUCCAAAAGAAAAUUCAUGGUGCUUCAGAAAAAGAUAUCGUACACUCUGGGUUGGACUAUACGAUGGAAAGAUCUGCUAAGGCUAUCAUGAGAACAGCUCAGAAGUUCAAUCUUGGUCUGGACUUGAGAACAGCCGCUUACAUUAAUUCAGUAGAGAAGAUAUUCAACACUUACUCAGAGGCUGGUUUAACCUUCUAAGAUUAAUAUAUAUUUUUUUUUUAUUUCAUUGUAUUACGCUCAUGAUAACUACAUUCUCAUCUUUAUACUCGCUACCGAAAUGUAUUUUAUGUAAUUUAUGGUACACAACAUCUUAAGAAUAUACUUUGAUGUUAUCAUUUGACUUUGAAUGUUUGAACGUUUCACUAAUGAAACCUAAUUGAAUUAUUCAAUAAUAAAACAUAAAUCAA
Messenger RNA from Harmonia axyridis, 2264 nucleotides. RefSeq names its product glutamate dehydrogenase, mitochondrial (gene Gdh). Lineage: Eukaryota; Metazoa; Arthropoda; Insecta; Coleoptera; Coccinellidae. Gene Ontology annotation, cellular component: mitochondrion. The coding region runs from base 391 to 2055 and encodes 554 amino acids. The record is from RefSeq and is a predicted model, not a curated record. Gene Ontology annotation, biological process: L-glutamate catabolic process. Gene Ontology annotation, molecular function: L-glutamate dehydrogenase (NAD+) activity. The transcript has 7 exons.